Molecule: messenger RNA, 4494 nt
Organism: Girardinichthys multiradiatus
Lineage: Eukaryota; Metazoa; Chordata; Actinopteri; Cyprinodontiformes; Goodeidae
Gene: il17rd
Product: interleukin 17 receptor D
Exons: 16
Coding region: 44-2446 (800 amino acids)
Molecular function (GO): interleukin-17 receptor activity
Source: RefSeq, a predicted model, not a curated record
GUGGAGGACUCGGAGCUCAGAGUUGUUCAGACCUGAGAGCGGAAUGGCGACCCCGAGGAGUUUCUUCUUCUCUAUCUGCGGGUUUCUUCUACUUUUCUGUUUCUCUUCUGGGUCCGGAACCUCCAGCAACAGGCGAGCAAACCAGGAUCGAUGCGGUUACAGGGUGCAGUCUGCUGCAGAGGGAGUUCGUAAGCUGGCCGUCACCUUCAGAGCUGACAACUGUUCAUUAAGCUAUCCACUGGGGAAACACGUGAUCCAUGAGGUCUCCAACGUCUCUUUCAGCCACCUGGCUUGUGAUGAUCAGGCUGCCGUGGUCGUCCACUGGUCUGCAAGUCCACUAGGAAUUGAACACAUUAAAGGUUUCAGAGUUUAUCUGGAGGACAAAAAUCCAGACGGGAAACAGUGUCAGCACCUCAUCCUCAAAGACCCUCGGCAGCUCAACUACUCCUACAGGAGCACGAAGCUGAGCAGUCAGCCGUUCAGCAGUUUGACCUUUGACACAGACUACAUGGUUCGUGUUGUUCCUUUUCCAUCUUUGAUGAAUGAAAGCUUCUUCCCUCCAUCUUUCCUGCGGACCAACUCAUGUGAAGUCCUCCUUGGAGCAGACAGCCUGGUCUGCAAACCAUUCUGGAAGCCAAAGAUCCUGAACGUGUCUCAGCUGGGAUCAAACCUUCAUGUGACGUUCGAUUUGGCUCCAGCAUCCUUCAGCUUCCCGUUUUAUUACCUGUACUACCGGCAGCGGCAGGACGGCCUCUUCAGAGUACAGCGCUGCAGUCCGGACCUGAACCAGGCCAGGACAACCUGUGUCCUCCAGGACAUCACUCAAGGAACCUACGUCAUAGAGCUUAGAGACACCAGUAACACCACCAGGAGGCAAAUUCAGUACCACGUCAGCCAGGUCCACUCCCCCUGGGCGGGGCCUAUCCGUGCCAUGGCCAUCACCGUGCCCUUGGUCAUCAUGUCUGCCUUCGCCACCCUCUUCACUGUAGUGUGUCGCAAGAAGCAGCAAGAAAAUAUCUACAGUCAGCUGGAUGAGGAGAGCAGCGAGUCAUCCAAUCAGAGUGCGGCGAUGAACAGCGAGCGGCCGUGGCCACGCCCCAAAGUCUUCAUCUGUUACUCCAACAGAGACUGCUCUAAACACACCAGCGUUAUCCAGAGCUUUGCCUACUUCCUGCAGGACUUCUGUGGCUGCGAGGUGGUGCUGGACCUGUGGGAACAUCUGGAGAUGUGCAGAGAGGGUCAGAUGUCGUGGCUGAGCCGACAGCUGGAUGAAGCAAACCUUAUCAUCACCGUCUGUUCUAAAGGCCUCCGAUAUCAUGUGGAAAAGAAAAGUCGCAGAGGGAAGACCCCCGUCGGUCGCCGUGGUAAUGGAGGCAUCUCUCCGAUUGGCGGAUCCCACGGCGAUCUGUUUGUUGUGGCCGUGGCGAUGAUCGCAGAGAAGCUGCGGCUGGCGAAGCAGAGCAAGGACGGCGGGGAUCAGGAGCUGAGCCGCCUCAUGGCCGUAUACUUCGACUAUUCAACAGAAAACGACAUCCCCACUGUGCUGAAUCUGGCUCCCAGGCUGAAGCUCAUGGAUCAGCUGCCUCAGCUCUACAGUCGGCUCCAUUCCAGUCAGUCCGCUUUGGCUGAUCCUGAGCAGCAGCCCAUCAACAUCUCCAGGAGGAACUACUUCAGGAGCAAAUCUGGACGCUCGCUCUACGUAUCCAUCUGCAACAUGCACCAGCACAUCAGCCAGAACCCGGACUGGUUUGAAAAGCAGCUAUCUCCUGCCGGAGGGUCCUCCGCUCCGUCUGACAGGCCCUCCAAACACAUUCCUCUUCCUGCGGUCCCCCCUCAGAGCCCUCCUCCAAAGCCAGCCUGCUCCUCAGCGCCACAGCCAGAGCGGCAGUUUGACUCCGGCUUGGUGCUGAAUGAGGUCCUGGUGAGGACGCCUUCGCUGGACGGAGUGGAUGGAUUGCCAAGGAGGAACAUGCUCCUGCUGUCCCCUGGCUUUAGUCCCAGUCACAGUCCGGGUCUUUGUCCCAGUCCAGAGCUGCCACACUGUUCUUUAUCCAUCCCGGGAUCCACUUCAAGAUUGUCCACCGGACCAUCUGGAGUUUUACCUGAAGAGUCUUCUGCCUCUUCCUCAGCUCCCUGUGUCCUUCAGGACGCUCCCGGCCACACCAAGGAUGGCAGCUCCACCAGUCCGGAGGUCCCACCUCCUCGCGAUUCUGGAAUAUAUGAUUCAUCUGUCCCGUCCUCGGAGCUUUCUAUCCCCCUGAUGGAGGGACUGUCACAUGACCAGGCAGACUCCUCCUCUUUGGCAGAUAGCGAAUCGUCUUCAUCAGGACUCGGUGACGAGGAACCACCUACUAUGGCGUCGCUUCGCUGCAGCACGGCCUGUAAAGCUCAGCUGCAACACCAUCAUCACCUGGACCACAGUGACGCUCAUGCAGCUUCACUGUAGCAGACGCUGCCAGCCAAUCAACAAAGGUGAACACAGAAAGUGACUCUGGCAGGUGCUGCCAUUGAUUUGGAGACAAAACCAGAAGACUUAAAGGACACUGAGAAGCCCGAGAGCUGAAGUCAGUGGGAAGCUAUCUGCUGGUAGUUCAUCUGUAGUCGGUGGUGGUUGUCUCUGUGGUCUGAAACACUGAUGUCUGUGCAAUCAUGGUCACACCACUACCUAGUGAUUAUGGUAAAUACUGAUUCUAGGCCUGUGUGGGUAUAACCACAACAUCCCAAACACUCGUCUCCCCGGGAAAGAUUUGUUGGUUCCCAUUGGAGGGUUUUUGAAUCUGCAGACCGAUCUGAUCCGACCGGCUCCGACCAAAGCUGACAUUCAGAAACACGAUGCAGAACCAACGGUCGCUUCAUGCAUUUUUAGAUGCAAGACACAGAAAAACUCCAUAUGGUAUAACAUCCUGCAACGAGGCUGUUGAUCUCCACAGUAUGGACUAAAACCAGCUAAACUCUAAAUAUCUUCAGUUUAGCGGUUUAAAAGUUGUUUUUUGUGAAGUGCUACUUUUUCUCUAAAUGUGCCAUUUUGCUGGCGUGUUUCUGGGUAACAUUUUCACAUAAAGACAUUUUUAUCCGAAGUUUUCAGCAACAAUCAACAGUCUGUUGAAACUUUAAUGCAAACCUUGUUAGAUAUAUGUCUAAAUUUAACACAACUGGUAAAAAAGUGGUACUAAGACCUGAUAAUGUGAUAUAAUAUAAAUACAAGAGUUUUAUUUUUUGCUUGUGAAUAGAAAAUUAAGUUGUAUUCUUUAUACAUUUGUGUAACCUGUGUCACUCCUGCAAUAUUUUUACUGUGGUUACGUUUUCUAAGCUUUUGAAGUCUUUAGUUUUCUACAUUUAUAGGUAACAGUUUUUAUGCUUUCACUGAACCCUCACUGAGGAACAGAUGUACCGAGAGAGAGUGGUGGAAAUUAAAUUAAAGGUCUUCUGACUGUAGUGUAAUGAUUACAAGUUCAGAUCAGAGACAGUGCUGUGAAAAAGUAACACCCAGGUCUGCCAGACCAAGAAAUUACCUAAAUAGAACCUGUCUGACAACAUGAAGUAGGCUGAAAGAUUCAUAAAAGCAACAAUUAAUCACUCGAUGUAAAGAAAUUCAGGAACCGAUGAGAAACAAAAUGGUUGAAAUCAAUCUGGAAAGGUUUACAAAGCCAUUUCUAACAAUGUGGGACUCUAGUGAAAUUUAAAGAGAACCAAAUGGAGAAAACAUGGAACAGUGGUGAACCUUCCUAGGACCAGGCAGCCUACCAAAAUCACUCCAAGAACUCAUCAACAACUCACCCAGGAGUUCAUAAAAGAACCCUGAACAACAUCUGCAGCACUGCAGGCCUCACUGCCUCAGUUCAGGUCAAAGGUCAUGAUUCAACAAUAAGAAAUUCUUGGGACUUGGUAAAAAUGGCCUUCAUAGGAGAAAACCAUUGACCCAAAAGAACACAAAGACCCGUCUCACAUUUGCCAAAAAUCAUCUUGAUGACCUUUCAUGGAGAAGACAAACGUAAACGUUUUUGAAGGGGAUGCAUCCUGUUACAUCUCGGGUAAAACCAUUACAGCAUUUCAGAAAAAGAAAAUCAUUCACAGUCAAAAGUGGUGGUAGUGUGAUGGUUUGGGGCCGGUCUGCUGCUUGAACGGGUCCAUGAACCAUGAAUUCUGCUCUUCUCUCCUGAAGACAAAUGCCCAUCCAUCUGUUUGUUUAAGCUCAAGCACACUGGGGUUUGCAGCAGGACAGUGAUCUGAAGUACACCAGCUAGUCCACCUCUAAACAGGCUUUAGAUCAGCCUAGUCAAAGUCCAGACUUAAUUCUUCUUAUUCUUCCAGGGUGGAUGAAUUAAAAAGAAUAAAUGUAAAAUAAUCCUCCACAGUGAGAGACUACUUGAUGUCAUUGCUGCCUAGGGUGGCACAACCAGUUCUUAUGUUCAGCAGCCAAUUACUGUUUCACAUGAAUCAUGUUAGUUAGGACAGCUUUGUUUAAUAAAUUCUAAUUUAAUAACUACCAUUUUA